Bufo bufo (common toad) is the source of this 699-nucleotide messenger RNA. RefSeq names its product brain specific homeobox (gene BSX). Gene Ontology annotation, biological process: regulation of DNA-templated transcription. Lineage: Eukaryota; Metazoa; Chordata; Amphibia; Anura; Bufonidae. The transcript has 3 exons. Gene Ontology annotation, molecular function: DNA-binding transcription factor activity, RNA polymerase II-specific; DNA binding. The record is from RefSeq and is a predicted model, not a curated record. Bases 1 to 699 code for a protein of 232 amino acids.
AUGAAUUUAAACUUUACCUCCCCAGUGCAUCAGGUGUCCACCCAGAGACCUACCUCAUUCUUCAUAGAGGACAUCUUACUACACAAACCCAAACCCCUGCGAGAGUCAACCAGCAGCAGCCAUUUCAGCUCAAACCUCUUCACGUCCAGGGUGCCCCUGCUGGACUAUGGCUACCCUCUCAUGCCAACCCCAACUAUCUUGGCACCACAUCCUCACCACCCUUUACACAAACCUGACCACCACCCCUUCUUCCUAGCCACCUCAGGUCUGCCCAUGCCGGCGUUAUUUCCCCACCACACAGAGCUACCAGGGAAGCACAGCAGAAGAAGGAAAGCACGCACUGUCUUCUCAGACUCCCAGCUCUCUGGCCUGGAGAAACGCUUCGAGCUGCAGCGCUACCUGUCCACCCCAGAGAGAGUCGAGCUGGCCACAGCCCUCAGCCUGUCCGAGACCCAGGUAAAAACCUGGUUCCAGAACCGGAGAAUGAAACAUAAAAAGCAGAUGAGGAAAAGUCAAGAUGAUAAGACCCCAUCAAGCGACGGACACAUGGACCCCGGCUCCAGUGACACAGAAAUGGGGGACAACAGGGGGGACUCUGGGGCAGACAAGGACAGUAGCCAAAACCUUUACCUGAGGGAGGAGGUGGAUGAUGAGGUGGACAUAAUUGAGGAUGACAUGUGCCCACCCCACCUAUUAUAA